UAGACCGUCGGAUGCCAGAUGGAGGGUGGUGAUGAGUCUAAUAGUGGAACGUUAGAAGUGGGAAACAACUGGUUUGGGGAAACAUGUUGUGUAAUUGGUGUACUUGGACCAUGAAGAAUGGUUGAAAACAUUACAAUAAUUAUUUUUAUCUACAAUAUAAGAAAGUUAAUAGUUGUGGAAAAACCAAUUUUGCCCUUCUAACCAAAUAAACCAUCCACGUGUAUAGGCUCAGCAACCAGCAUUGCAUUUUCUUUAAUUUGGAACCAUCUUGCUUCCCUUCUUUUUAUCUUUCCACGUCUCCACACUCUUUCAAAUUUCAAAUAAAAUUUUUCAUUUUACAAACUCAUUUCUCUCUCUUCUUUCUAUCCAAACUUCUACCCUAUCUAUGUAACCUUCUUUUCUUUCUAAUCUUUUCUCCUACAACAUGAUUUCCAUUUCAAAUUUGUUGGUUAUGAAUCAUGUUUCAAUUUUUUUAAAUUAGAUCAGACAUGCAGGACUUUCUUGGAAGAGUUUUGAAUAUUGUCGGUGACGAAUUUGGUAUUGUAAUCCUUUUUCCCAAAAUUCAGAUUUUUAUGUUUAUGUGUAAUCUCCCACCUCUCUCUUCAAUGCUUCUUCUUAACUUUUGCAUAUAUGUUUUACAUGUUUGUUUACUGACUCCUUUUUUUUUCAUAGGUAUCAAAUUUUCAUAGUUUUUGGUGUUGCUUUCCUAUGUUUAGAUGAUUUUCAGGGUUAGGGUUUCACUUUUUUACCUAAACUUUUAAUUUUAUCUUUUUUCGAUAAAUUUUAUAUUUGUUUUCAUCAUCUUUAUAAAUUUCAGAUUGAAUGAUUUUUCAGAUCUACUGAUUCAACUGCAAGAAGAAAUAGGAAGCAACACAAGUCUAUUAACUUCUUCAUCUUUAUGAUUCUUCAUAUCCUCUCAUGUUGUUAGUUUUAGUUUUUUUUUUUUUUGAAUUUUAGAUUUUGGUAUCAAUUUUGCUGGGUUUUUUUUGCUAUUGAAGGUUUGAUGAUGUUAACACUGUUUCAUAUUCUCUCAUCUUUAAUUUAUUUUUAACUACUAGGUAUAUUAUAAUAGUAAAAGAAUAUCAAUCAAAUGAAACAAUUUUAUUAACAGUUCAAUAGACAUGAUGGAGCAAUACAUUUUAUAUAUAUAUAUAUAUAUAUAUAUAUAUAUAUAUUAAGAUAUUAUUUUUCAUUUUUAUAUUACUCUUUUAAAAAAGUAUUGACCAUUUAAAUUUAAUUUUUUUUAUCAAAAAUAAAAGACAAUUAAUGAUACUUAAUUGUGAACCAAUUUUAUUUAUUUAAGCAAAAUAUUAUGAUUUUAUUUUAAGAUGGUUGAAAAAAGUGAACUUAUGUUCUCUCUUCUCUACCACAUUUAAUUUAAUUUAAUUGAUUCUUUGAUGUUAUAACCACAUGGAGGAGUAUUUUAAGCAAAGGAGAAUUUGAAAACUUAAAAUUAAAUAAAAUUAAAUUACACGGGUACUAUAUCACUAUUAAACUCUUGUAUGUAUCUAAGCUAUCAAUUAAAAAUAAGUAAAAUUUAAACACUUGAGUACAUAAGUACCUGCUACUAUAUAUUAUGAUAUGCACUUGAGUACAUAGGUACCUGCUGCUACUAUAUAGUAGAUAUUAUGAUAUGCUAUUGGCUCUAUGACUUUGACAACACCAUGCCCCUCUAUCUUUUUCUGGGAUGACAAAUAAAACACUAUUGUAUAUUUUAUUUAUCAUAUCAAAAUAACAUAAAUAAAAAUAAUUUUAAAAUAAUUAAAAAAAGAAAAUGUUAAAUAAUGCAAUCUCACAUUUAUACGCAAUCUUUUAGUUUUUCCAGGUUGUACCAUUUUCUCACAAUCUUUCAUUCAUUUAUAUGCAAUGUCUCACAUUUCUUUUUGUUUUUUGUUUUUCCAGGUUGUAGAUCUAUAUGAAGAUGCAAAUUGACAUUAAAACAAUAUGAAAAGUGUAAACAGAACUUGACGAGGAAACUCGUCAUUGCAUUUGCAGUGAUCAUAGCCAUAUAUUUCUAUAAGCGGAAGUCAUAUGUACAAUCUCGCAGCCUCUCUUCUGAGCUCACUUCAAAGGAUCUUGAAAGUGGAAGUCAACACUUAUCAUUUUAGUUAUAGUGAACUUGAAGAAGCCACAAACAACUUUGAUCCAUCCAAAGUGCUGGGAAAAGGAGCCUUUGGGACGGUGUAUUACGGAAAACUUAAUGAUGGGCGUAGUGUUGCGGUGAAGAAGUUACUUGAGAAAAACAAUUACAAAAGAGUUGAGCAAUUCAAGAAUGAAGUUGAAAUCAUGGCAUCAUUAGUCCAUGAAAAUCUUGUGUCUCUAUAUGGAUGCACUUCACUUCACAGUCCCGAGCUUCUACUUGUCUAUGAGUAUGUUUCUAAUGGAACCGUUGCUGAUCCUCUCCGUGGUAAAGAAGCAAAACAUGGAAAACUUACUUGGCCUAUUAGAAUGAAUAUUGCUGUGGAGACAGCAAAGGCGUUGGAGUAUAUUCAUACAUCUAAAAUCAUUCACAGAGAUAUUAAAACAAAUAAUAUUCUCCUUGACACUCAUUUUCGUGUGAAGGUAGCCGAUUUUGGACUCUCGCGCCUUUUUCAAGUCGAUAAAACUCAUGUUUCAACGGCUCCACGAGGGACUCUGGGUUAUUUGGAUCCUGAAUACCAGCAAUGCUCUCAACUUACCGUUAAAAGUGAUGUGUAUAGCUUUGGUGUUGUGAUGAUUGAGUUGAUAUCGUCUUUGCGUGCCGUUGAUAAUAUAACAAGUGAUGGGCAUGAAUUUGAUUUGGCUUGCAUGGCUCUAACCAAAAUUCAAAACCAAGCAUUGCAUGAAAUUGUGGAUCCUACACUCGGUUUUGAAUCGGAUUCUAAAGUAAAGAACAUGAUCAUUGCCAUGGGCGACUUAGCAUCUCAAUGUUUGCAAAGUUCGAAAAAUUCGAGACCUACCAUGAAUAAAGUGUUGGAAAGUUUAGAGGAGAUUCAAAAAGAUGGUAAGCUUAAAAGCCAACCCGAGGUAAUGGGCAUUUCGAAUUUAUCUGAUGAGGCUUCCACCUCCACUAUCACCUGAGUCGAAUGUUAGGAGCAGUUAAACAACUCCGAAUACUAGUGGAUAAAUCGGUUCGAUUUGAUAUGUUCUUCAUGGUUUUCCACAUACUUUAUUUAUUUAAACUAAUUUCAUAUAUUAAACAUAAAAGAAAGCAGAUCUAGACAUUUAGUGUAGUGGGGACAAAAAAAAAUAUAUCGAACUUUCCUUUUAAAAAUAAGAGUAAAAUGUUCAAUGAGAGAUAAAGAGACUAAUGUUAGAAAAAUAUAUGGAUAGUUAUUGUUAUAGCUUAUUAAUUUGACUGUAAAUUUUUUUAUAUAUAUAGAUGUCUAGUUAUGUUUAAAGUCAGUCACUACAUUUCUUUCUAUGUGCAAAUGUAUAUUUGAUCACUAAGUUGGUAGAGAAAAAAGAUGAAUAUAAAAUAAUUUCUAAUGUGAUAGAAAAAGUGAGAUAGAAAAUAAAAUAUAAGAAUGAAAGUUCGUGAAUUUUAUGUGUUGAAUGAAUAGAAAAACGAGCACAAACAAAGAAGAAAAAAUAUUUAAAUAUUAU
Messenger RNA from Vicia villosa (hairy vetch), 3585 nucleotides. Its product is annotated as LEAF RUST 10 DISEASE-RESISTANCE LOCUS RECEPTOR-LIKE PROTEIN KINASE-like 1.2. Gene Ontology annotation, molecular function: protein kinase activity; ATP binding. NCBI's taxonomy places the organism in Eukaryota, Viridiplantae, Streptophyta, Magnoliopsida, Fabales, Fabaceae. Gene Ontology annotation, biological process: protein phosphorylation. The record is from RefSeq and is a predicted model, not a curated record. The transcript has 5 exons. The coding region runs from base 2032 to 3060 and encodes 342 amino acids.